This is a messenger RNA of Emiliania huxleyi CCMP1516, 1544 nucleotides long. RefSeq lists its product as hypothetical. The transcript has 6 exons. Gene Ontology annotation, molecular function: ATP-dependent protein folding chaperone; ATP hydrolysis activity; ATP binding. The record is from RefSeq and is a predicted model, not a curated record. Gene Ontology annotation, cellular component: chaperonin-containing T-complex. Gene Ontology annotation, biological process: protein folding. Bases 1 to 1401 code for a protein of 466 amino acids. Lineage: Eukaryota; Haptophyta; Isochrysidales; Noelaerhabdaceae.
AUGAGUAGAGCACGCACCACUGAGGCACCUCGCAUCUACCAGUUCAAGGUCAGCGAGGAGGCCUGGGCCGUCGUCCACCUGCUCUCCUCCCAGCCGGACGAGCUCAAGAAGUAUUGUCCAGACGUCGAGCCGCGCGGCGUCCUCACGGCAAUGCACUCCGCACCAUGCACAAUGCCGCUCUCCCCGCACGCUAGCUCGUUCACCGUCUGCCACGCCACACACAGCGGUGUGGAGGACGACAGACUCGGGACAGACAAACGCUGCAUUUGCAGGCCGUGCCAGUUCUUGGUUGUCCAUGUGACCUCGUCCAGCGUGCGCGAGAGCAACAUCGUGGCGGCCAAGUCGGUCGCCGACGCCAUCUCGUCGGCGGGCGGCGACGUGGUCAUCACCAACGACGGAGCGACGAUCCUGAAGCAGAUGGAGGCGAGCCGCGCAUACAGCCGGCUCCGCACCAUCCCCGCUCUCCCUCACCCAGGCGCUCCUCUCUCUCCCGCCAAACAGGUCGCUCACCCGACUGCAAAGAUGCUGGUGGACCUGUCCAAGUCGCAGGACGUCGAGGCGGGCGAUGGGACCACCACCGUCACGGACCGGAUCCUCAAGGAAGAGCGCAAGUACAUCCUCGACAUGUGCAAGAAGGUGCAAAAGAGCGGCUGCAACGUGCUGCUCAUCCAAAAGUCGAUCCUGCGGGACGCGGUCAACGACCUGUCGCUGCACUUCCUCGCAAAGAUGAAGAUCCUCGUCGUCAAGGACAUCGAACGCGACGACGUCGAGUUCAUCUGCAAGACAUGCGGCUGCCUGCCCAUCGCAAACAUCGAUACCUUCCACCCGGAGAAGCUCGGCCGCGCGGAGCUCGUCCACGAGGUGUCGACGGGCGACGGCAAGAUUGUGCGCGUGACGGGCGUGCCGAACGAGGGCAAGACCGCGUCCAACAACCUCGUGCUCGACGAGUCGGAGCGCUCGCUGCACGACGCGCUCUGCGUGCUGCGCUGCCUCGUCAAGAAGCGGUUCCUCACGCCGGGCGGCGGCGCCCCGGAGAUGCGGCUCUCGUACGAGCUCUCCAAGUGGGCCGACUCGCUGCUCGGCGCGCGCCCGCCGCCCCUCCCCGCCGCGCGCGCGCCCGGCCGCAGCCCGCCGCCGCCCCGCCGCAGGCAUGCACUCGUGGUCCCGUACACGCUCGCCGAGAAUGCGGGGCUCGACGCCAUCCACGUCGUGACGGAGCUGCGGAACAAGCAUGCGGAGGGCGAGAAGGCGGCGGGCAUCAACGUGCGCAAGGGCAAGGUGACAAACAUCCUCGAGGAGAACGUGCUGGUGCCGCUCCUCGUCCACACCUCGGCCGUCUCGCUCGCGACCGAGUGCGUCCGGCUCAUCCUGAAGAUUGACGACAUUGUCAUCACUCGGUGAGCGCCGCGCGCGGCUGUGCCCUUGACAACCGAUUCUGUAACCGCGGCUCACGGAGUCCGACGGGGGUGUUAGUAUCAUGGGGGCGCGUUCCGUACGCCUUUGUAGCUCUUAUGUUGUUAAAAUGAGGGACGAACUGCCGUGCA